Molecule: messenger RNA, 210 nt
Organism: Ostertagia ostertagi
Lineage: Eukaryota; Metazoa; Nematoda; Chromadorea; Rhabditida; Trichostrongylidae
Source: the annotation of a GenBank genome assembly
AUGAACGUUGCGCAUCGACUUGAGUGCCCGUUUGCAAUUCGAUACGGAAAAGCUCACUGUAAAGGCAGAGUGAACUGUUCAGUGUUGAUCAAAACUAUGAAAAUUUACCUCACUGGUCACGGUGGUGAUAGUUUCCUGAAAUUUCAAGACGCUGAAGAGCUGACAAACGUCGAUUUAGCGUAUGCCAUACAGACGAUGUAUGAGGAUAAC